Messenger RNA from Funneliformis mosseae, 1029 nucleotides. Lineage: Eukaryota; Fungi; Glomeromycota; Glomeromycetes; Glomerales; Glomeraceae. The record is from the annotation of a GenBank genome assembly.
AUGCAGACUCGAAAUUCUAACCGUCUUCUUGGAGACCAAAAGAGAAUCUUUCACGUACACCGUAACGAAAAUGAUGACAAACCCGAAGAAGAAUUUUCCAUCAUCAUCUCCCAAUUAUAUAAUUAUAUUAAAAGAAAAGUUAUUCUCUAUUGGAACAAAUUGUCCUCUCAUCCUAAACAACGACAUAUCAAAAUAACUGGUCUGUCCAUUAUCUUGUUAUUGUUAGUUUUACUUUUAUUCCCAACUCCACAACCAUCAUCGUUUUUCAAACGAUUCGUUGAUUCUACAACUGGGAUCUUUAAUGAAAUCAACACUUUAGAUCUUCCCGCUUCUGACGCGAUCAUGAAACAUACGGUAUCGUGUCGUCGCGUAGCAAAUAUGAUCGAAAGAAGUCCGGCUUUUCAUACCCAUGGUAAUAUUAUUGCAUCCAACUUGAGAAAUUUCGGAGAAACGGUCAUGAUAGCAGGGCAAAGUUUACGUAAAAUGUAUCGUAAAGGAUCAUUUGUAUUCACAUCCUUUGAUAUAGAAAUUGACGCAAUGAUGAAAAAAUUGGAAAAGUUGGAAUAUGGUGAUAUCAGAUAUUUUAACGCUCGAUUGAACAAAUUGGCAGACAUUGUUAAGGAAUUUCGUGUUAUAGUGGCGGAAGCAAGUAAAUCUGUUAUGGAUGCGGAAAAUGUACGUGAUGGGGUCGAAAAAUAUAUUAUUGAAGGUAAUAGAGAAGCGCAACGAUAUAUUGAUGAAAAUCAAGCAAGUUUUACUGAAUUAAAUAAAGCCAAAGAAGAACUACUAAUUACUAAUGAUAUCAUGAAGCAUUUACAAAGUACUGCCGUACACUUGGAUCAAGUUAACAAGAUUCUGAUAGAUUAUGAAGAUAAAUUAAUGGAUUUAAGCACGGAAAUGAGUCAAACUGAAGGGAAAGAUUUUUUGGAAAUUUCGAAACCUGAUCUUCAAUACUUGAAGAGUUCUAUAAAUAUUUUGAAAAAGAGUCAUGAUAGAUUCGUGCAUAAGGAAAAUUCAAUUAAUACAUAG